AAAUCUGCGCAGACGCCGUUUUAUCUUAAAUAAAGUAACAAAAAAAAAAUGAUGUAACCCGAGGGAAAUAAUUCAUUAAAUUAACUGUGAUAACUAAAUGACAUGUUAUGGCUAUCAUUUGAAUAAAUAAACAACAACAAUACUUUUGCGAUUAAAACAACAAAGCUGAAGCCAUCGAAAGUACUCGUUUUAACAUACUUCCAAUAGAAAUAGUGUUGGUUAUCUCGUACUUUCACCAGCAGCUCCGGUACAACUUCCAUAACCUGGAUUAUUGCGGGCACAUAUGACACGUCUUGUGUGCUCUAAGAAAAAAAAUUAUCCAAAGACGCGUGCGCGUAUGAACAUGACAGUUGUGUUGUUAGUAAGUGAUCAUCAUCAUCAUCACCGACAGCAACAGCAGCAAGACCUACCAAUUUUAUCCACUUUCUAAAUUAAAAAAAAUAUAUAAUUAGUUUUCCAAAAUGGAGUUGAUUGAAAAACAAAAAAAUUAUGUUUUUGUUUUAAAAAGUUUAUUUGCUGGUGGUGUCGCUGGAAUGUGUUCGAAAACUGCUGUCGCUCCUUUAGACAGAAUUAAAAUACUUUUACAAGCUCACAGUAAUCAUUAUAAACAUUUUGGAGUUUUUUCUGGUCUGAAAGAAAUAAUUCAAAAAGAAAAAUUCCUGGCACUUUACAAAGGAAAUUUUGCUCAAAUGAUUAGAAUAUUUCCUUAUGCAGCUACACAGUAUACGUCAUUUGAAAUAUAUAAAAAGUAUUUAGGAACCGUGUUUGGUAAAAAUUCUCAUAUAGACAAAUUCAUCGCUGGAUCAUGUGCUGGAGUGACGUCAGUGACUCUAACGUAUCCUCUGGACACUAUCAGAGCUAGACUUGCGUUUCAAGUCACCGGUGAGCAUAUUUACACCGGUAUUGUCCAUACCGCGGUGUCUAUUUUCAAAGAUGAAGGAGGAUUGACGGCAUUGUAUCGUGGAUUUUGGCCAACUAUACUGGGAAUGAUACCAUAUGCUGGUUUUUCAUUCUACUCAUUUGAAUAUCUCAAAUUUUUCUGUAUGAAGUACCUGCCUCACUAUUUAUGCAAUGACUGUCCAAGAAAUACCGGUGGCCUUGUUUUAACAUUACCGGCAAAAUUACUCUGUGGGGGAAUUGCUGGUGCUGUUGCACAAAGCUUCUCUUAUCCACUUGAUGUCACCAGAAGACGUAUGCAAUUAGCCAUGAUGGAUCCAGCUACGCAUAAAUACGGAUCGGGAAUGGUCUCGACGAUUAAAUUAAUUUAUUUUGAAAACGGAGUAACAAAAGGACUUUACAGGGGAAUGAGUAUAAAUUAUCUUCGUGCUAUACCAAUGGUGUCUGUUAGCUUUACGACUUAUGAACUGAUGAAACAAUUGCUGGAUUUAGACACCGGAAUGAAAAUUUAGUAGUUUAAUUACUUAUUUAUUCUGAUUAUUAUUUAACGGAUUGAAGUUUAUUUUAGAAAAUUAAUUUUAUUCCUUAAAAAGACAUGGUAUAUAUAUAUUUAGUAUCGAUUGUAAUUGUAAGUGUUGCAUUAGCUAAAAUAAUAAUUGCACUUUUAUACCUCAAGUAAAUGUUAAAAAUAAUAGUAAUAUAUUUUAUAUGCUGACUUUUAUAUAAAUAAAUUUACCUUUUGUAUUAAUAAUUGAAAAAUUGUUUUAAUUUAAUAAAUUAUUUAAAUAAUUACAAAUAUUAAAUUCAAGUAAUGACCUUUUUAUUUUUUUUUGACUAAAUUAAAUUUUAUAUGCAAGCGAAAAAAAAAGUUAACGCGUCAGCGUUAAAAAAACGCACAGUAAGCGUACUUAGAUAAGUAUAAACAUAAAUUACGUCUUAUCUAAAUAAUUGCCCGCUAUAGGAAUAUUAAAAUUUGACAAAUUAAUUUAUGUUAUAAAAGAUUUACAAAAAGUUAAAUAUAUAAAUUUAAAAUGCAUUCAUUUUUAUAAUUAUAAUUUAUAAUAAUAAUUAAUAAAUGUCUUGUAUAAGAAAAAAAUUUAAUUAUGUUUCACAUGUGUAGAUUGUUUAAUUAUUUUAUUUCAUUUUUUUUAAAAUAUAAAAUGAGAAAAAAAUGCACCGCUGAUAGCGGCAAGAUUUUUUUUUUAAUAUAUAUACUUGUUUUGUAUAUUAUUUUACAAUUGAAACCUAAUAAUGCGCAUCUACACAUUUCACGUUCGUUUCAGUACUCAUACCUAAUUUAUUAUUUAAAAGCCGCUCUAAACUAUCAUGAUUUUAUAAUAAUUCAAAUAAAAAUUAAUAACUAAAAAAAUAAAAAAAAAAUAGUGAAUAAAAAUUUAAAUUUAAUAAAUGUUUAUUUUACAUCGCCAAUAAUUGUAAGCACACGCGAUUGUUAAACACAAUUAUACUUAUUAAAUAUAAUUAUAUUUAAAAUAUAAUCACGCAUGAAUUUUAAUAAAAAUUAUUAUUAUUUGUUCAUAAUUUAUUUAAUAAUUUGACACAACGCAGGGUUGGUUUGAUAAGCAUCAAUUUAUCAUUAAUAAUUUUUAUUUAUAAUCUUAAUCAGUAAAAAGAUCGUCAAUUACUUAUUAUGAACAAUUGGAAAUUAAUUGUUUAUAUUUAUUUAUUUAUUUGAUUAAUUAAAUUAUAAAUAUGCUAUUUAAAAAAUGCACAUUUGUUUUUAUUUAUUUUUUUUUAUUAAUUCUCAUAGCUCGUUUACGGGGGACUUGAUGCAAAAGUGUUUUUACUACGUCUUAUUACCUAUUACAUUUUCUUACAUUCAUUAUUAUUAUUUUUAUAUUAAUUAUUGUAUUGAUUUAUUAUUUUUUAGUUUCAAGACUUAAAUUAUUUAUUUGUUUCUCAAUAAUUAAU
Microplitis demolitor is the source of this 2826-nucleotide messenger RNA. RefSeq names its product solute carrier family 25 member 16. The transcript is spliced from 8 exons. The record is from RefSeq and is a predicted model, not a curated record. The coding region runs from base 462 to 1409 and encodes 315 amino acids. Gene Ontology annotation, biological process: transmembrane transport. Lineage: Eukaryota; Metazoa; Arthropoda; Insecta; Hymenoptera; Braconidae. Gene Ontology annotation, cellular component: mitochondrial inner membrane.